UAAAUACUAGUCUUCAAUCAAGUAAAGAAAGAAAGAAAAAGAGAUGGAAAUUAAUACAUUUCCUUCAAACUCUACCUAUUUGCUCAUAGUGCUUUUGCUUCUUUGUACCUCUCUUUGCCGUACAGAAUCUUCUAUUCCUUCUGAUCACCAUGAACCACUCUCGAUCACAGGGAGGAGAAUGAUGAGUGCCAUAGGAACACCAUCAUCAACAAGUCCGCACGCUCCAGGCGGAGGCGGGAAUGGGAGAAGAAGACUGAUGAGUGGAACGGGUGUACAAGGAUCAACAAGUGGACAUGGUGGUGGUCACAUUCACAAGAUUAUCUCGCUUUCACCUAUUAAGUCUUUAACUAUAUAUGUAUGUGUGUGUGUGUUUAAUUUCAUAUUUUCUGCUUAUAAAGUGUUUGAUUAGUGCAAUAUAUAGUUUUAAUAAAUGAUCAGAUUAUUUAAUAAAGUUUGAACAGUGUAUUAUGUCUUCCA
Molecule: messenger RNA, 477 nt
Organism: Camelina sativa (false flax)
Lineage: Eukaryota; Viridiplantae; Streptophyta; Magnoliopsida; Brassicales; Brassicaceae
Product: serine rich endogenous peptide 11
Source: RefSeq, a predicted model, not a curated record